This is a messenger RNA of Paramecium sonneborni, 3119 nucleotides long. The record is from the annotation of a GenBank genome assembly. NCBI's taxonomy places the organism in Eukaryota, Ciliophora, Oligohymenophorea, Peniculida, Parameciidae.
AUGGAAGAAACUUUUUAUGAUAGGAUUAUAAAUUAAUAUAGAAGAAUCCCAUUAAAAAAAUAAGAUGAAAUAUUUUUUAUUAUAUUAGAUUGUGAUUAUAAAUUGAAUACAAAUUAAAUUAGAUUAUUUGGUUUAACAGAUCAAUAAUAAUCAUUAGAAAUUAGGAUAACUGAUUAUUUUCCUUAUUUUUAUAUUCCUUUGCCAUCAAAGUUAUUUACAGAGGAUGGUGAUAUUGAAUAUUUUUUAUUUUAAUUCAAUAAUCAUCUAUAUAAACAUGGAAUUACUAAUGAAAUGGAACCGAUCAGAUAAAUUAAUAUUAUAGAGAGUGAAAUUAUAAGAAAUUAUAAAGGUUAGAAUUACUUAAAGGAACCUUUUUUAAAAUUAAGUUUUUUGAAUGUAAAUUCUAUGAAAAAGGUUGCUUCAUAUAUAGAGAAAGGUUUUAAUCUUAAUGGAUAUUAAUUUUCAAAAUAAACUUAUGAAAGUAAAAUAACUUAUCCUUUAAAAUUUAUGAUUGAUUAAAAUCUGAGAGGAAUGGGAUGGGCAAUGGCUAAAAAUUUAAAAGAAGAAGGAGAAUCAAAUUGUUAAAAAAGUUAUAUAGCUUUUACAACAGAUAUCAUUCCUAUUGAAGAAUAAUAGAACAUUCCAAAUUUAAGAAUAAUAAGCAUUGAUAUUUAAACAAAUUCAACAUCAAAAAUCUUAUUUGAUUCUUCUAAAGAGAUUAUUAUAAUAACUUGUAUUAUUUUGAUAAAUCCAGAGAUUUAAAAAAGAAUUGUAUUUACAUAGAAAUAAUGCUAAGAAAUAAAUAAUACAAUAAUUUUUAAAUCAGAAAAUGAAAUAGAAUUAUUAAAAUAAUUUCAUGAAUUUUUUAUAACUUUUGAUCCUGAUGUUAUAACAGGCUAUAACCUACAUGAUGAAAUAUUACCAUUUAUCAUGCAAAGAUCACGAAAUUUAGAAUUAAAUAGUGAAUAUCUUAAUUAUGGAAGAUCAAAAAAUGAAGAAAGUUUAAUAACGAAAGGAAGAUUCUUUAGUACAGUUAUGAGACUAAGAGAAACUAAAUUUGUAGAGACUAAUGGUAGAAUUUAAUUAGAUACUUUAAUUUGUAUGUUAAGAGAUACAAAAAUAUCACAAUAUUCACUAGGAAGCAUCUACUAUUCUAUUUUUAAUAGAUAAAUAGAAAUAUAUGAUUAAGAAACAAUAAUUUAAUUAUAUGACUAAAAUAAUAUAAAAAGAAUUGCUACAUAUAGUUUAAGGAAAUCAGAAGCUUGUUUAGAAACAUUACUUUAUAAAGGGUGGAUUUACAUAUAUGCAGAAAUUUCAAAAGUAACUGGAGUUCCAAUAGAAUAUAUAAUUUAAAGAGGUCAAUCAAUUAAAGUAUUGUCAUAAUUACUAAGACAAACCAAGAAAGAUGGUUACUUAGUUCCUGAUGAAAACCAUACAAAAAAGGCAGAAACUUGUAAUUUAAAAGGUGCUUUGGUUUUAGAACCUAAAAGAGGAUUUUAUAAGAUUCCAUUGGCACUUUUUGAUUUUGUAUCAUUGUAUCCAAGUAUAAUUAUAGCUUAUAAUAUGUGUUACACAACUAUUAUAAAAGAUUAUUCUAUAAAAUUGAAUGAAAAUGAUUACUAUGUGAUACCAGAAUUUGGACACAAAUUUGUUAAAUAACAUAUUAAAAAAGGAAUUUUACCAUAAAUUUUAGAAUAUCUUUUAGAGAAAAGAGCAUAAACAAAAUAAUAAUUAAAAAAUCAAGAAGAUAAAUAAAAGAUAAGUUUAUUAGAUGCAAGAUAAUAAGCAUUAAAGAUAGCAGCUAAUUCAAUCUUUGGAUUUACAGGGUGUGCAGAACAUGGAUAUUUACCUUGUUUAGAAAUCACUUAAUCUAUUUUAAGAGUUGGUCGAAGUAUAUUAUAAGAUUCUAUCUAAAUUAUUCAAAAUAAUUACCCAUAUGCUGAAAUAUUGUAUGGGGAUACAGAUUCAUUAUUAAUUAAUUUUUAAAUUUCAAAUUUGAAAGAUCUAUUUAAAGUUGCUGUUGAGGCAUCAAAUAUAGUUACAAAGUCUUUUACAAAACCUAUUAAACUUGCAUUUGAAAAAGUUUACAAUCCAUUUUUGUUAGUUUGUAAAAAACGAUAUGUUGGUUUAUCUUGGAAAAAUGAAUUAGCAACUGAUUAGAUUGAAUAAAAAGGAAUUUGUACAGUUAGGAGAGACAAUACAUAAUUUUUAAAAAAGAUUUUGAAUUAAAUCUUACAUGAAAUAUUUAUUUAAUAAAAUAUUAAAAGAGCAAUUAGUAUAGUAAAAGAAAGUAUUUAAAAAUUAAUAAAUGGAGAAAUUAACAUUUCUAAUCUUAUUAUAUCAAAAUCUUUAGCAAUAAAAAUUAAGGAAAAUGAUUUUAUGGAUGAAGAAGCCUUGAAUAAAGAAGAAGAAUAUCAUUCAUAUCCAGAUAAAUAUCAUGAUAUGAAUUAUAUUCGAAAAUAACCUCAUAUUAAAGUGGCUUAAGAAAAAGUUAAAAAUAAAUAAGCUAAUACAUUUUAAAAAGGUGAUAGAAUAUCAUAUGUUAUUGUUGAUAAUUUAACUGGUUAACAAUUAUCAGACACUGCUUUAGAUCCAUUAGAAGCUUUUAAAAAUAAUUAUAAAUUAAAUAUUUAGUAUUACAUAAACUAAAUAAAAGUACCCAUCAUUCAUAUUUUAGAACAUGUAAUACCAAAUCCAGAAGCAUUAUUUAAUUUAUCUUAAUAUUCAUAAUCUUCUACUAAAGUUUAUUUUAAUAACAUUCAAAAAAAUAGUUCCAAAAAGGCUCUCAAUAAAUAUUUAAAAAAGAAAAUCACUUGUGUGAAUUGUAAAGAUGAAGUUCCUAUUAAUAAACCAAUCUGUUAUAAUUGUAGAUCUUAAUAAUCUGAUAUUCUUUGUAAAAUAUCAUAAGUAUCUUUAAAUUAUAACAUUAGCAACUUAUAAGUUCCCAAAAUCGUUUUUAGAAAUAUCAUAUGAUAUGCUAAUAAUGCUAACAAAGUUAAUUUGAUUAAAUAAUAUGUAAAAAUUAGGAAUGUCAUAUAUACUUUAAAAGGACUUAAGAAUAAAUAAUUCUUUAGAAUACUUGGGAUAAAUAUGAAUAAAUUUAUCAUUGUGAUUGGUGA